Aricia agestis (brown argus) is the source of this 1169-nucleotide messenger RNA. RefSeq names its product retinol dehydrogenase 14-like. The transcript has 2 exons. Lineage: Eukaryota; Metazoa; Arthropoda; Insecta; Lepidoptera; Lycaenidae. The record is from RefSeq and is a predicted model, not a curated record. Bases 1 to 951 code for a protein of 316 amino acids.
AUGUCAGGAAAGAAAUAUCUCAUCGGCAUUAUCUACAAAUUAUUGGAUGUUUUGAUUUCAUAUAUUCACCACAAAAUAACCACGGGCGUGUGCGUCAGUAGCCGUCACUUAGUCGGCAAAGUGGUGUUGGUGACCGGUGGUACCUCCGGCAUCGGAUAUGAGACAGCCGCGGACCUCGCGGAGAGAGGGGCCCGUGUCCUCAUAGCCAGCAACGAGCGGCACGGCGACAGUGUCAGAGACACUAUUGUGGCGCGCUCCGGGAACACCGACGUACACUUCAUCUACUUGGACCUCGCCAGUCUCGAUUCUGUGAGAUCUGUUGCUGAAAAAAUAUUAUCUACAGAAAAACGCUUGGAUGUUCUCAUCAAUAAUGCAGGAGUCCUGUUUACUCCCAACAUGAAGUCAGACGAUGGAAUUUCAUUGGGGAUGCAGAUCAACUAUUUCGGACCGUUCCUACUCACUAACUUGCUUCUACCACUGAUUACUCAAUCAUCUCCGAGUAGAAUAAUAAAUGUUUCGUCCACGGCAUAUAAAUAUGGACUUGUGGAUUUGGACAAUCUCAUUGAACCGAGGACAGGUUGUUUCCCUUCAUUCUACUUGUAUUGUGAUUCCAAGUUGUGUGUUGCUCUCAUGACGGUGGAACUGGCUCGUCGUCUUCAGGGCACAGGCGUUACUGCUAACUUUCUUCAUCCGGGAUGCAGCAGAAGUAACAUCGUAAAUCAUGUACCUAUAACCCUAAUAUCGGUCCUUGUUUUUAUUUUUGGAAAAUUUGUUAAAACACCUUGUGAAGCCGCACAGACAUCGAUAUAUUUGGCUGUGUCGCCGGACGUACAAAAUGUUAGUGGGUGCUACUUCGAAGAAUGUAGAGUAAAAGAAAUUAACAAAAAGGCUUCAAACAAAGAUCUCGCUACAAACUUGUGGUGUAUGUCAGAAAAAGUUGUUGGUAUUUAAUUAACACGAAAAUAUUGUGCUCGGAAGAAAUAUGGCAGUAAUUAAUCUGAGAAAUAAAAGUUUUAUUCUUCGGUUAGUAAAUUAGUAAAUACUCUUCAUCUCUUCUUUAUGGAUUAAAUGACAGGAAUAAUAUUGAUCUUAUCAAACAGAAAAAGAUAAAAGUACUUGUCAUUGGCAUAUCAGACAUGUGAAUAUAAACCAAAAUAAAACCACCUUUC